Molecule: messenger RNA, 987 nt
Organism: Cercopithifilaria johnstoni
Lineage: Eukaryota; Metazoa; Nematoda; Chromadorea; Rhabditida; Onchocercidae
Source: the annotation of a GenBank genome assembly
AUGGAUUUGGAUGCGACAUUGUUUGGAGAAGGCUCAGGUACAACAGCGCCAGCAAUACGAACUAAACGAUUGCGUCAUAAAUGGACAUCCGCAUUUCGCGUCAUGCAGUCAUUGCAUCGUUUGAAGAAUCCACCUCUUGGCGCAAAAUCUGAGAAACACAACGAUCAUUUCGCUGAAUCGACACCUUCCAGAGUAGAUCCGGUUUACUUGGCAUUGAAGCAAGCCACUGGUAUCUAUGGCCGACGAGGCUCAUCAACGCACAAUUUUGAUUCAGCUACACCAUCACCUCGCAAUUUGUCAGAAGCUUCCUUACAAGAUUCCGGAUAUGCCGAAGCAAGUUGUAAUCGUGGUGUUAUGAUUAGUUCAACACCUCAACUGGAUCAAUCAGGUAUGCAUGGAGGAAAGCGCCGUCCGCCCAAGCUACACAAACAAAUGAAAUCGCUAUCACUGGAUUGUGCUGACUCACCACCUUCCAUUACAAGUGGUGUAUAUCCAAGGGGCAAAUUAGCACCGACACUGUUAUAUUGCAAUAAUAGCUUCGGGGAUAUAUCAGAAUGCGAACGAAGUCGAUCGCCGUCAGGACCAUCUCCUCGUUUAACUCCACGUCGCAUUAGUUCUUCAGAUGUUUUGCAAGGAUCUCAUGUGGUCAUUCAUGAAUACGCAGCUGGAUCUGAUACAGCCUUAUGCUUAGGCGAUCGAUUGAGAGUUGUUGAUAACGGAGAUCCUGACUGGCUCUAUGGUUUUAAGGCUGGUGAUCGAACAGAUCGGCUGAUGUCAUUCCCAAGUACUUGUGUUGCAUUAGUGCAACCUGAUGAACAGCCAAUGUUGCUCAAACAAAACGUUCAUAUACCUGAAGCCAAAAUGAGACUUUAUCGUGACCAGGUGGUAUUUGCACAACCUGAUUCGAUCAUGGAUGGACGAGUAUUAGUACGUACGGAACGUCAUGCUUUUGUUCAAUGUCCUUUGCAGCAUCUGCUAUUAUUGUGA